GAAGAAGAAGAAAAAGAAAAAGAAGAACAGACGCGCGCAUCUUCAACGACUUGUCCUCGAGCUCAAUAUAAACAGCUACAGUCCGCGAGCCCGCCUCACGAGCCAGUAUGUCAGCAAGACCGCAGCUGACAACCUAUGUGAAGCAGAUGGCUUUCAUUCAUUGUCCAUAAAAGUUGAAUAUUACAGGUCACUUGAGUAUCGUCUAAAGUGGAAAAGCCACAUGUAUACCAGACGCUCCUCCAGACUGCUAAACUCCUCUAAGAACAAGAACACCCAGGAAAGUCCCAGCUCAGAUGUAGAUGUCAUCCAGCGCCAGCUGAGGAGUAAGAGACAUCGGACAUGGCUGAGGGAGGCCGACAAUGGCGUACUUAAUACAGAUGAGGAUAGCGGCCAUGACAUCAUUGACCUCAUCAGCAACACACAUGAUGAGGAGCAUGUGACGGUGGAGGAUGAUGGAAAGGUUGUAGAGGUAGCUGAUAAAGGAGUGGAUGAGUCAGAUGAAGACUGUGGCUCUGAUAACAGCAGCAUAGCUUCAGGUCCUUCCCUCCUAUAUAUCAACAGUCAGAAGAAGCUGAAGCCUUCACAGGGCCUGUGCUCAGCCUGUCGGAAGCUCUACCAGAAGGCAAAGACGAUGAAGGUGCCGCUCAAAGACAAACUCUUAGAUAAUGAUCCCUCCUCCCUGACAUGUGAUCAGUGGGUCCUGCUCAAACAGUGGAGACCGAGGAGGCUGCCUGAUGCAAGAGGGAAUCUUUUGAUGCAUGUACAGCUGGUGAAGAAAAGGCUAGAGAAGAAAGGUGCGAAGCAAAGCGAGCAGUAUUUACGAGGCUCAUCUUUCUGCUCAAGGCCGCAACCGUUCUUACAGAGGAACCUCAGGCGACGUGUCAAGGUGCCGGCGAAAAAGGUGAAGAAGAACAAGAAGAAGAGAGCAAGAGAUGAUUCUCAGGGUUCUCGCAUCGCUAAGCAGAAGCGUCUCCACAGCAACAACACAGGCCAAUACGCCAACGUUAACGGCGCCGAUUACAACAGUCUUCACUCUGUCGACGGUCACAGUAGCAGUCCUGGUUUUGAGGGUUGCUGCAAUGAAGAAAGUGACAAUGAAGCAGACACAUGUCUGAUUGAGUUGAAGCCGUCUUCAGUCACCUUAGUGCCCAACAAGCCAGUAGACGUCUCACCCAAGAAAAAAGCAGCAAAGAGGACGGCUGGAUUCAGAGACUUGCUUGCCCAGUUGCGCGGCAACAGCAGCAUGAUCAUCAGAGAAACACGUUAGUGAGUUGACUGACCUUUUUUAAGCUGCAGUUAAACAACUACAGUAUUAGUACCCACGCACUGACGCCGAGGGUACUUUUGUUUUUUACCUGGUUUUCUGUGUUUAGCUUGGUGUUGUUUAGAGAUGCAAAGAAAGAUUAUUUUCAUUUUUGAUUCAUCUGCAGGUUGUUUUUUUUGUUCUCAACAUUUAGUCUACAAAAUAACAGAAAAUAGGGAGAAAUGUACGUUUUCUUCAGCAAUUUUUUUGGUAUUUUUGCCGUAAAAAUGACUAAUACGAUUAUUCAGUUAUUAAAAGUUGCAGAUACAUUUUCUGUCAAUUGACUGAUCGAUAAAUCAGCUUAUCGUUGCAGCUCUGAUAUUGUUCUGUUCUGAAUACCAGUAUGUAAAUAAUUGCAUGUAUCUGUUCUGUUACAGUUCCACUAACUUUCAUGUUAUUUAUUCUGCUUGAAUUACAGAGAAUUGUUUAUUUAAAACUUUAUACAACAGGAUGACUGUGAAUAAAUGUGUGUUUUUUCUUUUUUAAA
Thunnus maccoyii (southern bluefin tuna) is the source of this 1790-nucleotide messenger RNA. RefSeq lists its product as uncharacterized. The transcript is spliced from 6 exons. The record is from RefSeq and is a predicted model, not a curated record. The coding region runs from base 221 to 1267 and encodes 348 amino acids. Lineage: Eukaryota; Metazoa; Chordata; Actinopteri; Scombriformes; Scombridae.